Messenger RNA from Quercus lobata, 1722 nucleotides. RefSeq lists its product as uncharacterized. The transcript is spliced from 3 exons. The record is from RefSeq and is a predicted model, not a curated record. Gene Ontology annotation, molecular function: nucleic acid binding; RNA-DNA hybrid ribonuclease activity. NCBI's taxonomy places the organism in Eukaryota, Viridiplantae, Streptophyta, Magnoliopsida, Fagales, Fagaceae. The coding region runs from base 1 to 1722 and encodes 573 amino acids.
AUGGCCUCACCCAAAACUGUCAAGGAUGUUCAAAAACUCACAGGGAGAAUAGCAGCUUUAAACAGGUUUGUCUCUAGGGCCACAGACAAAUGCCUGCCCUUCUUUAAGACAUUGAAGCAGGCUUUUGCUUGGACCGGCGAGUGCAAAGCUGCGUUCCAAGAGCUGAAGCAAUACCUGAGCAGUCCACCUCUCCUAAGCCCGUCCAAAGAAGGAGAAAACCUAUACCUGUACCUGGCGGUGUCAGCCUCGGCAGUAAGUGCAGCUUUGAUUAGAGAAGAGGGCAAGAAGCAGCUCCCGGUUUAUUACGUUAGCCAAGCUUUUCAAGGAGCUGAGUCCAGAUACCCAAGGAUCGAAAAGAUUGCGUUUGCACUAAUAGUGGCCUCGCGCAAGCUCAGUCAAUUUGACAUCGAGUACCAUCCAAGAACAGCGAUCAAGGCACAAGCUCUGGCGGACUUCAUCGCAGAAUUCACGUUCCCUGACGAAGACAGGAUUAUCGACGAAGCAGAUAAACUAAUAAUACAGACUGAUGGUUCGUCAGCCCAAAAGAAGGAGGGAGUAGGGGCCAUCAUAACCACCCCCGACGGAGAAGUGCUAAAAUAUGGGGUCCAGCUAAAAUUUCCAGCCACCAACAACGAAACUGAAUACGAAGGAAUACUGACGGGACUGAGACUUGGGAAAGCUCUUGGUGCAAAAAAUUUGUUGAUCCAAAGUGAUUCAAAGCUAGUAAUUGGACAGAUCAAGGGAGAAUACGAGGCAAAAGAAGAAAGGAUGCAAAAGUACCUCAAAUUGGCAAGACGGCUAGCUCAGGAAUUCGAUACAGUGGAGUUCAUACAAAUACCAAGAAGUCAGAAUAUGGGGGCUGACGAAGUGUCAAAGUUAGCGUCAUCAAAAGAAGAAGGGACUAGCACGGACCUAGCGAUCGAAGUCCAAAAACACCCUAGUAUCGAGGAAGUUGCAACCUUCACCAUCCAGAGCACUGAUACCUGGAUGACGCCCAUAAUGUCCCUCCUCCAGGACGGGCACCUACCUCAAAACACUGAAGAAGCCAGAAAGAUCAAGAAGAGGGCAGCCAGAUUCACGAUCCUGAAUGACGUCUUGUACAAGAGAGGCUUCUCUAUGCCCUACUUGAAGUGCGUCGACGAGGAAGAGGCCAAAUACAUCUUAGAGGAAGUACACGGAGGAAUUUGUGGCGACCAUGUCGGCUCUAGAUCCCUAGUAAACAAAGUGGUAAGGGCAGGAUAUUUUUGGCCAACCAUGCAGGUGGACGCUGCUGAGAUCGUCAGGAGGUGCGACAAAUGCCAACGAUACGGGAAUGUGCAGCGGCUUCCAGCAGAGAAAAUAACGACCAUAGCUUCCCCAUGGCCAUUUGCACAAUGGGGGAUCGAUAUCGUCGGUCCUCUACCCCAAGGUAAAGGUCAGAUUCGGGAUUCCCUCGACGAUCAUAUCAGACAAUGGAAGGCAGUUCGACAGUCAAGGUUUCAGGGAAUUCUGCUCAAGCCUUGGCAUCAAGAAUCAGUUCUCAUCCCCAAGGCAUCCUCAGGCAAACGGGAAGACGGAAGUGACGAACCGGAUGCUGCUCAAGAUUAUCAAGACCAGACUGGAAAGAUGCGAAAGGUGCCUAGCCAGAAGAACUACCAAAUGUCCUGUGGGCUUACAGAACCACCGCCAGAACCCCAACAGGAGAAACCCCCUUCAAGCUUACCUAUGGUACAGAAGCAGUAA